AUGGCGCGCGGGAGCGCCUCGAGGGCGAGCCCGUCGAUGCACGUCUUGGGACUCGAGCCCGGGGUCCUCGAGCGCGCGCUCGCGAAAGACGGCGAGGGCGUCAACUCCCCGCGUCUGCUGUUCCCGUCCAUCCUAGAGGCCGCGCGCGUUCGCGGCGGAGGACUAGGAUCGUCAGGCGCAGCGCGCGGAUCGUCGUCUUCGUCGUCGUCGAAACGUCAUCAUCACGGCGACGCGUCGUCCUCGCGCGCCGCGUCCUCCGCGCGUCCGUCCAGCAGCGCGCGAACGUCCACGCCGCCGUCGCCGUACCUCGCGAAGCCGUUAGGAUACGGCGACGUGAAGCUCUCGUCGAGCCGGCGAAGAAGAGGCGAGAGCGCGCGCGGGAGCCAAGGGGAGCGAUGGCGGAGCCCGGGACGAAGCGCGUCGACGUCGCCGUACUUUGAGCCGCUCGGCGCGUCGCCGACCGACCGCGCGGAGGCGCUCGCGAAGCUGAGAGCGCGGCUUUUAGGGGAGAAGACGGGUUCGGGGAAAAAGAAAGAGGGCGGCGGCGGCGGCGCGUUGGACCUGACGCCGCCGAACGCGCGCGGCGGCGGCGGCGGCGGCGGCGGCGGCAGCGGCGGCGAGUGCCAAAAAAACCAAAACGACCAAAGCGGCGUCGACGGCGGCACCCCCGGGAGCGAGCGAGUCCGCGCGCUGUUCGCGAAGACGUUAGACGGGAAAGUUCUCACGCUCGCGGAGAAGGGCGCGCUGACGCGCGCGGUGGAGAAGCAGCGCGCGGAACGUCUCGGCGGCGCGGCCGCGGGCGCGUCCGCGUCGCCGUUCACCCCCGCCGACGACGUCGCCGGCGGCGGCGGCCAAAAGUACCCGUGCUGGACGCCCUCCACGGGCAGCGCGGGGUCCCAACUUGCGGCGUACGCGGCGCCCGCGAACACGCCCGCGACGUUCCCCGCGCUCGUCACCCCGGACGGGUUCGGGGGGUUCACGCCGGCGCGGAGAGGGGCGCGCGCGACGCCGACGCCGCCGCCGACGCCGCCGACGCCGAGGAACGCGUUGGAACGCGCCGCGAGGGCGCGGGACCGCGGGCAGGCGCUCACGGCGGGGCAGGAGGCGGCGCUGAGCGCUUUGGACGCGCUGCGGAAGGGGAAGUUUUUGACCGAGAGGCAGAAGGAGGUGCUGAGACGCGCGCGGAUGGACGACGACGACGUCGUGUUCGGGGUCGGCGGCGCGGAGACGACGACGACGACGACGACGGCGGCGGCGGCGGGGAAGGGGGCGUCGCCCGCGGAGAAGGCGCCGGGUGGUCUCGGGGGCGCGUAG
Micromonas pusilla CCMP1545 is the source of this 1314-nucleotide messenger RNA. RefSeq lists its product as uncharacterized. The transcript has a single exon. The record is from RefSeq and is a predicted model, not a curated record. Bases 1 to 1314 code for a protein of 437 amino acids. Lineage: Eukaryota; Viridiplantae; Chlorophyta; Mamiellophyceae; Mamiellales; Mamiellaceae.